This is a messenger RNA of Cajanus cajan (pigeon pea), 865 nucleotides long. Its product is annotated as Transcriptional coactivator/pterin dehydratase. Gene Ontology annotation, cellular component: plastid. Gene Ontology annotation, molecular function: 4-alpha-hydroxytetrahydrobiopterin dehydratase activity. Lineage: Eukaryota; Viridiplantae; Streptophyta; Magnoliopsida; Fabales; Fabaceae. Gene Ontology annotation, biological process: tetrahydrobiopterin biosynthetic process. The record is from RefSeq and is a predicted model, not a curated record.
UAGAUAAUAGAGAGUGUGUUUUUUUGGACUCAUAUAUCCUUGAAGAAGAGAAGCUUCAUCCAUUCAACCCAAUCCAAGAAAGUAAGAAACACACGGCGGAGAUGGCCACAGGAAGCCUCAACCUAAACCUAAACCUACUGGUCCUGAACCCGACGGUGGCAUUCCCUGCGGCGCGCCCCACGGUGUGGCCGGCAGGCGCGGCGUCCGUGACUGUGAGUCGUCGGUUGCCGUCGGUGCGCGCGACGGUGGACGAUUUCUUGGGGGAUUUCGGGGCGAGGGACCCUUUCCCUGCUGAGUUGGAGAGUGGGUUCGGAGAGAAAGUGUUGGGAUACGGUAACACUGAGCACAAAAUUCUUAUCCCCAAUAUCUCUGCUCUCUCCCUCUCGCAGCAGGACUGUGCCCCCAUUUCCCCUCUCCAGCCCCCCAUCUCCAAAGAUGAUGCACAAACGCUCGUUCGAAAGGUUGUGGGUUGGAGACUUGUGGAUGAGGAGGGUGCACUUAAACUAAAAUGCUUGUGGAAAUUGAGAGAUUUUAAAUGUGGGGUUGAACUCAUUAACAGGAUCUCUAAGGUUACAGAGGCUGCAGGCCAUUUCCCAAAUAUAUACUUGGAACAACCGAAUCAAGUCAGAGCAGAACUAUGGACAGCUUCCAUUGGAGGUUUAAGUAUGAAUGAUUUCAUUGUUGCUUCCAAGAUAGAUGAAAUAAAGACAUCAGAUCUUGUCCCAAGGAAAAGAGUUUGGGCUUGAUGCCCCAUGAACUCCAUAAAACAUUUUGGCAUGCUAUUUUCUUCAACAAAGAAUUAUCACUAGUUUGUUUGUUCUAUUUGAUUAUAUAUUAUUCUUUGCCCUUAGUUUUUGUUGUUUCA